Molecule: messenger RNA, 1019 nt
Organism: Caenorhabditis elegans
Lineage: Eukaryota; Metazoa; Nematoda; Chromadorea; Rhabditida; Rhabditidae
Gene: C47F8.1
Product: F-box domain-containing protein
Exons: 3
Coding region: 108-953 (281 amino acids)
Source: RefSeq, marked reviewed
GCCAUAUUAUUGAUUGGGUGUUUCAAACGCGCUCUGUAUGUUUUAGUCGAUAUCUUUGUUACCAACAACCCAUUUUCUCUUUAUUCUUGUUAUCAUUUUACUGCAAAAUGUCGUCCUUCCAACUCCAGCAACUCCCAUCUUUGCCAAUAAAAGAAGUUUUCAAGAGUCUUGGCGUAUGUGAUCUACUGAACCUGUGUAGGUCCUCAAACAAAUCUCGCCGUCUCGUGAAAAAGAGCCUCAAGGACAUCACGUUCACAUUGAAAAUUGUGGCAGAAGAGAAACACUACAAAAUAUGGCUCAAAGAAGACUUCUCGAAGCAUAAAGCUAGAAUACGGGCGGAAAAUUCAAAUGGAACAUCUCUUUUCAAGAAUAUUAGAUGGUUAAUGCACACGUUUUGGGUUGAGACAGUUUAUCUAGACUGCACUAAUGUGGAGGAAGGUGAUGUAGUGAAGGUAGUGGAGUACCUGAAAAAGGAGAAACCUUAUUAUCUGAAAUUAUACUUUGAAUGCCCAAUGAUCUCUGACUCUCUUUGGCAGUUAAUGUUGAAUUGUGAAGCUGACGUAUUGAUAAUUAGUGUCGACCGGGAAGUUAAGGUCACAUUUGACAAUGUGCCUUUGCUAUUCAACUGCGAAUGUAUCAUUUUGCACGGGGUAAAGUUCUCCGAAAAAGGGAUGAACUUGCUCUUCAAAACCUGGCAAUCGAGUAAAGAACGUACACUUCAAUGUGUUUCAUUGACCCGGAAAUUAGGACCAUUUUGGAAAAAGCAGGCCAAUGAGAAGGUUGUGCUGAAAGGGAUCGAUGUUGAGUCAGUGGAGAAAAAACGAAUUUUCAAAGUAAAAAAGGACGGUAUUAAGAAAUCCACGACCUAUAAUCUUGUGAAGAAUGACGGAGAGCUGGCGACACUGAAAUUUGAUAAACAGGAAAUUUGUUUUCACACGGAAAACGACCGUUAAUAAUCUAAUUAAACUUGUUGCUACUUUCUGUUUUUCUCUAUAUAAAUAUGAUAUUAAACUGUAGUA